Molecule: messenger RNA, 1188 nt
Organism: Schistosoma turkestanicum
Lineage: Eukaryota; Metazoa; Platyhelminthes; Trematoda; Strigeidida; Schistosomatidae
Source: the annotation of a GenBank genome assembly
AUGUAUCAUUGUAUCAAAAACUUUGUAUGCUUCUUGUGCAUACUCGUCAACUGCAAUUUAAAUUUCAUUUUCCGAGAUGGAAAUCCAAAUUUUGUGACUGCAAGUAUCCAUUUUCCUACCCCUCAACUAUCCGUUCUUACUGGUACUAAAUCCCAUGCUUUAUACCUGACGAUUCACUUGGAUCCUGCCGCGUCCCCUCGACGUUGUUACGAAUCAAUUUUAAAAAUCAAGAAAUUUGUUGGUGAAAUCCGUUCCCGUUAUUUGUGUCAAAUGCGAUAUGAAAUUCUAUCCGGUAUCGGUUUCGGGUUCGAUUUUUUCAAGAAAAUCAGUCCUGAUUUCCUUGAUAGAGGAGUUCAAAAUUAUGAGUAUCGUGAAAGAUCCGGAAAGUUUGGUAAAAUGCCUAAAACAGGUGGUGAUAUAUUUGUCCAUGCGAAAUGUGAUGAUCAUGGCAUAUUGUUUGAAUUAGCCAAAUCCAUUAUCGGCAAUAUGCCACCUGAAUGUGUGACGAAAUUUGAAGAUAUUUACGGUUGGACUUAUCGUGAUGAGCGUGAUUUGAGUGGAUUCGUUGAUGGUACAAUGAAUCCAAAAGAUCGAAAUGAACGAGCUGAAGUAGCUAUUAAUAUACGUACCGGUGGAAGUUAUGCUCUAGUCCAGAAAUGGAUACACAAUAUGAAUUUAUUACGAAGAACACCAGAUGAAGUAAAAGAGAAAUGGAUUGGUCGAACUAUUGAGAAUAGUUUUGAAUUACGCAACAAACCAAUCACAUCACAUAUUGCAAGAAUGAUUGGAUCCGCCAUAAGUGGUACAAUACCAAGAUAUCGUUUGGUUCGACAAUCUCAACCUUAUGGUACUUUAUCCGGUGAAAAUGGUCUAUUAUUUAUGGCUUAUGCAUUGAGUACAGAAAAUUUCGAUUAUAUGUUAGAUCGUAUGACUGGUCAUGCUGAUGAUCAUCAAAAUGAUGAUGUCAUGCGAUUUAGUCGUUGUGUUACAGGAAAUUAUUGGUAUUUUCCUAGUCAACCAGAAUUCGAUCAUUUAAUUGGUGUGAAUUUAUAAGAAUAUUUUUUUGGUAUUUUUUUUCCGUGAUAAUCUUAUUUUUCUAAUAAUAUUGACUGAUUUUUUUUAUUUGUUUGUUUUGAAAUGCUUUGUUUUUCUGAAAUUUUUGAAAUAAAUUUCAUUGGAUGUGAUUUA